AUGGAUCCAACAGAAGCUCUGUUGGUUGAAGUCCACAACUUACAAGAAGAGCUUUCCUUUUUACGUAAAAAAGUGGAGACAGUUCAGUUAGAUAACUACGAUGCAAGACUCACAACAAUUCAAAUAGAGAUGUCAAAAAAGACUAAAGAUUAUGAAGAACUUGAAGCCAAAUUUGUACAAGCAUUAAAUAGACAAAGUGUAUUGGCACAAGAGAAAUUGUUAUUUGAAUCAAAAGAACAGAAUUUAAUAGUUGAAUAUAAGACCAAAUUACAAGACUUACAAAACUAUUGCGAUCAUUUGAAACACAAGCGUAAUAAGAAACACUCCAAAGAAAAGAAAUCCCUUUUUCAAAAAGUACUUGAUGUCACAGAAGGGCCAAAAAACAAAGUUGAGAAAGUAGAGAAGCAUGUUGAAAAGGUGAAAGAGAAGAACGAGAAGUUCGAAAAGACGACAAAAGUGCCACUUGUAGUUCCUAAAAAUGUCACUCCACCUGUAUCACAAAAUGAAAGCAUUAAACAAAGUGAUCAAAUCAAAUCAGAAACACCAAACUUGGCAAGCACAAACCCUUUUGCUGAUUUAACAGUGGAACCCCAAAUUAAACAAAAUCAAGAAUUGCCGGCAGUUCUACAAACAGACCUGAAAAAGUCCGAAACAAAACAAGAUGGUAUUGGACCGAAUUUGGCAAGUACAAAUCCAUUUGCUGAUACAAAUGGUUUCACUCAAGUUGAACCCUUAAAAGAGCAGUUACCAAAACUAGACGUUGCACCUCAAUAUUCCUUAAACCCCUUUAGUGAUACACAAAAUUUGCCUCAAACAACAGAAAGUGGUGUGGAUAUACAGAAAGAAAUUAAACAUGCUCGCCAAAGCGAAACACCAAAUAUGAACUCGACAAACCCUUUUGCAGAUGUUACAGUUGCCCAGGAUAAAAGCGCUCCUAAAUUUGAAAACCUGGAAAACACAAACCCAUUCGCAGAGCCAAAUAUUAGUAGCAGCACUCCAAUCGAUUCUUCGCAUCAGAAGAAGGAGUCGAAAGACUCCGUUGUUACCACAAACUUGGUAACGGAUCAAAGUCUUGUUUCAAAAUCAACACCACUGACUCCAAUAGAGAAAGUUGGCACUCCAAAGAAGUCGCGCACCCCAGACAAAAGUCCGAGUAAAUUAUUGAAAGCAAAAAAGAGUGUUGUUGUGUUGAAAGAGACAACACUUGUGAAGUCGGAGAUCAUUGGUCCAAGUCAAAAUGAGAUUGUCGAGCAAAUGCCCGUCCUUAAAAGUUUUCCAGUAGAGAAGCCCCAAGUUGUUAUUCACAACGAGUUUGAAGAUUUUCAAGUUAGUUCCUCAUCGUCGUCUUCUUCUUCGUCAUCGGACAGUGAAGACACUCCAACCUUCAACAUUGAAAAGUUGAGUUCAGACAACAUAGAGUUGAAGAAGGAGACUGUGGAGUUAAAGAAAAAGAUAGAAGAGUGUGAGAAGAAGUACUUGGAUUAUUCCAAUGUGAUGUCCAAAGCACUUGAUGACAAGACAUUGAUCGUUCAAACCCUUCAGAGUCGCAUAUUCGAGUUAGAGAACGAAAAAAAGGCAUUAGAAUUCAAGCAUCAUCAGCUUGAAAAUAGGAUCGAAGAGUACACAAAGAGCACAUCCGACGAAGUGGAAGACAACAACAUGUAUCUUCUCGUCAAUGGCAUCUGUGUGUCGCUUAAAUUAGCAAAUCCCGACUUCGAAGACACGACGCUGUCCGUCGCUACUUUGAAUCAAAAAGUGAAAGAGCGUAAAAUCCCCAUGUGUCAAUGGCCACUUUUCAUAUACAAUGAGUUUGAGAAUGAGGUGGGCAAGUCGAAGGUGUAA
Messenger RNA from Entamoeba invadens IP1, 1842 nucleotides. RefSeq lists its product as hypothetical. The coding region runs from base 1 to 1842 and encodes 613 amino acids. Lineage: Eukaryota; Evosea; Mastigamoebida; Endamoebidae. The transcript has a single exon. The record is from RefSeq and is a predicted model, not a curated record.